AUGCUCCCUGGCUCAGUCGACAGAGACGCACUGUCUGGGUCGUAUCUGGACCAUUCGAGCCAAUCAAACCCAUUAUCCAAUGAGCAUUGGAUUCCCUCGAGCGAGGAGGAAAAUUGGCAGUUCGAAGACGAUUAUUGGGACACGGACGAUGAAGCAGAUGAAUCCAACGCAAUUGAUGACGCAUAUAAGAUUCUGGAAGGCGACUGGUGA
This is a messenger RNA of Penicillium brevicompactum, 210 nucleotides long. RefSeq lists its product as uncharacterized. Bases 1 to 210 code for a protein of 69 amino acids. The record is from RefSeq and is a predicted model, not a curated record. The transcript has a single exon. NCBI's taxonomy places the organism in Eukaryota, Fungi, Ascomycota, Eurotiomycetes, Eurotiales, Aspergillaceae.